GCAACCUUCUGCACCAUCCCCUGAUUCCACGAGGGCAGGGGAAGAAGUCUCAGCGCCUUCCCCACCCUCCAGCCGCCUGCGCCUCCGUCGGGGGCAGGCAGGGGGCUCGGGAAGCGUCUGGACUUCGCAGGCUUUUCCUCUUCGCUCGGUGGCUGGCCAGAUGCAGUACUGGCCAUUUUCUGCUUCCGAUCUUUACAAUUGGAAAACCCAUAACCCCUCUUUCUCUCAAGACCCCCAGGCUCUGACUGGGCUGAUCGAGUCAAUUUUAUUGACUCAUCAGCCCACCUGGGAUGAUUGUCAGCAGCUUCUGCAGACCCUCCUCACUACUGAGGAAAAGCAGCGCGUCUACCUUGAGGCACGGAAAAACGUCCCUGGAGCAGAUGGCCGACCGACCCUACUGCCAAACGAAAUCGAGGAGGCGUUUCCCUCAACCCGUCCUGAUUGGGACUACACCACCGUUGCUGGUAGGGAGCGACUUCGUCUUUACCGCCAGAUUCUCCUUGCGGGUCUCAGAGGGGCUGGAAAGCGCCCCACCAAUUUGGCCAAGGUACGUGCAGUAGUGCAGGGGGCUGAGGAAACGCCGGCAGGCUUCCUAGAAAGAUUAAUGGAAGCCUACCGUAUGUACACCCCGUUUGACCCCCUGGCAGAGGACCGGCAGGGAGAUGUAAUCAUGUCCUUUAUAGGACAGUCAGCGCUGGACAUCCGCAAUAAAUUGCAGCGGCUAGAGGGGCUUCAGGGAUAUACUAUACAAGAUUUAAUAAAGGUGGCAGAAAAGAUUUACAACAAAAGGGAGACCCGAGAGGAGAAGGAGGAAAGGAUCCACAAGGAGCAGGAGGAAAGGGAAGACAAAAGAGACAAAAGACGUAAUCGAGAGCUUAGUAAAAUUUUGGCCACCGUAGUGCAGGAUAUAGAAAGGAGUAGACCAGGACAGAAUAGGGACUUGGGAGACAAACGAAAGCCUCGGGUGGAAAGAGAUCAAUGUGCCUAUUGUAAAGAAAGAGGACACUGGGUCAAAGACUGCCCGAAGAAAACACAGGGACCAAAGAAGAGACCAGUUCCAAUCCUGUCCCUGGAAGAAGACGACUAGGUGAGUCAGGGCCAGGAGCCCCCCCCUGAGCCCAGGAUAACCCUUGAAGUGGGGGGCAGACCGGUAACCUUCCUGAUUGACACGGGAGCCCAGCACUCGGUACUGACUUCAGAAAAAGGGCCUUUAAGCUCCAAGACUUCCUGGGUUCAGGGGGCAACUGGAGAAAAGUUAUGUCGCUGGACAACCAAUCGAGAGGUCCAGUUAAGUACAGGACUUGUGACACACUCGUUCUUACUAGUGCCAGACUGCCCCUACCCCCUCCUGGGCAGGGACCUACUCUCGAAGGUAGGAGCCCAAAUUCACUUCCAUGAGAAAGGAGCUACCAUCACAGACUCAGGAGGGCGGCCCCUCCAGGUAUUAACACUACGCUUGGAGGACGAACACCGAUUAUUCGACAUUGAGUCCUAUGAGGAUGAAGAGGAAUAA
Messenger RNA from Lepus europaeus (European hare), 1513 nucleotides. RefSeq lists its product as uncharacterized. The record is from RefSeq and is a predicted model, not a curated record. Lineage: Eukaryota; Metazoa; Chordata; Mammalia; Lagomorpha; Leporidae. Gene Ontology annotation, biological process: proteolysis; virion assembly. Gene Ontology annotation, molecular function: nucleic acid binding; zinc ion binding; aspartic-type endopeptidase activity. The transcript is spliced from 2 exons.